Messenger RNA from Pleurotus ostreatus (oyster mushroom), 1791 nucleotides. RefSeq lists its product as uncharacterized. Lineage: Eukaryota; Fungi; Basidiomycota; Agaricomycetes; Agaricales; Pleurotaceae. Bases 1 to 1791 code for a protein of 596 amino acids. The record is from RefSeq and is a predicted model, not a curated record. Gene Ontology annotation, cellular component: sno(s)RNA-containing ribonucleoprotein complex. Gene Ontology annotation, biological process: box H/ACA snoRNP assembly; ribosome biogenesis; pseudouridine synthesis. Gene Ontology annotation, molecular function: RNA binding. The transcript is spliced from 4 exons.
AUGUCGCGUUACGUAAUGCGGACCGAUCAAAAAAUUUGGGAGCAACCUUCUUCGCGCUUUGCAUUUACGGUGAUCAUGGAUUCCAGCCAGUUCAAGGCCCCGACCACCACGCCUCAGGAUCUCCUUCUGAUCCACGACCUCAUUGCAGAUCAGCUUACUCCUGUGGUCCCACACACGGAAAUCAAGAAACAAAUUGCCGUUGAGGAUGAUGAUAUAUCGUCUUCGUCAGACGAGGAUGAGCGUGUGGAGGAUUCGACUGAGAAGGACGAUGCAGAGGAGAUUGAAGUGGUCUCUGACUUACUGAACGUUGAUGACGAUGCGGAGGAUGGAAAGGGCUCUGUCCCCUCCUCCGAUUCCGAAUCUAGCGUUGACUCGGAGUCGGACUCAGAUAUCGGGGACGACCCUGCUCAGAAGGGGGACCACUCGAAAGCACCAGAGCUCGACGUGGAAGACGACGACGAGAACGACGGUGCACUUGCUCCUGGCGCUGUCCCCCAGACCAAAAAUGAGAUUGUGGACGCAGAUAUCAAUAUCCCCGAUGCAGAGGAAAUCGGUGAACACGAACAUAUGGAGAAAGUGGGCGAGGUCAUGGCGAUUCUCGAUAACAAGGCAGUCAUCGUCAAGGGCGAAGCAUCUACGAACGCAAACAGGGGCUCAGAAAGCGCGUUGGACUCGGAUACGUUGCUGGUGUUUGAGGAUAGGAAAGUUCUGGGCUAUGUUUACGAGACCUUUGGUCCCACCUCUCAGCCAUUCUAUCAGGUGAAAUUCAACCAAAAAUAUCCCCUGAACCAGGAAAAGGUCAAGACAGGGCGAGAAGUCUUCCAUGUACCUUCACGCAGUAAAUUCGUAUUUGUACGCGACAUCAAACAUCUAAAAGGGAGCGACGCAAGCAACCUAUUCGACGAGGAGCCUGCUGACCAUGAAGUGGAAUACUCCGACGACGAGGCUGAAGCUGCCGCUAAAAGUCGUCGGAAGAGAAAAUGGGGCAGUGACAGUCGUGCUGGGUCGGUCGCAUCCUCGAGACAUUCGACACCAGGUCCUUCUCAAAUGCGAGAUCAAGAUUUGAGAUACAUGAGUGGAGACGCGUACGCCGAGAAAUCACCCUAUGAUAUCGAUUUCACCGCAGCCCCUUCCCGACCCCCUCCCAUGCCAUACGAUGACGAUCCUUAUGCCGACGCUUACAUACCACCUGCUGCUCCGAGUCCCAGCACCUCGCAGCAACAAAUAUCCCCACCACGCAACGCUGGUUCAGACGAGUCGAGAUUCCGACCGGUGCGCCCUUCGAAUCGAGGUGGAGACAGGCGCGAUGGGCGGCCACAAAGAGGACGUGGAAGGGGACGUGGAAGGGGUGAUGCACCAAGAAGAGGAAGGGGGGACUUUGGGCGCAGCAAUCCUAGACCCGGGCCUUACAACGCUCCGCCCGACUUGUCACCAUCCCCGUCUUCCCCAAUUGCACCAUGGCCAACACAACCAUAUUACGAUCCCUCUGUCUCCCCUCAAUUUAGCUAUCCUCCCCCGCCGCCAUCGGAUCCGUCAGUGUCAUGGGGUCUUCAGCCUUCUUAUGGCCCGAAUGCUGCGAACUUCCAACCAUAUGUUCAGCCGCACAUCAACCCGCGAUUCGCUUCCAUGUUUGGUAUCAACCCGAAUAUGGCGCCGCAGACACAGCACAUGGCAUUUGGGCAAGGAACCGGGCAAGGUACGACGAUGAACGUGGGUGAUGGGAGGAAUCAAUCUACUCCCAAUUGGUCGGAUGAAUGGACAGUCCAUCAAGGCAAUCCCCCUAGCGGAUAG